AUGAAUCUAAAGUGUGCCUCCAAGCUCCAAAAAAUCGGAUGUGAAAAGUACAAAUUAACUCUGAAAGCCCCACCAAAGUGCCUCGCCCGCAAGAACUUUCAACACAUAACCUUCAAUGAGGAUGAGGAUAUCCUGAUAGCAAUAGAUACGAAAGGGGUAAGCUAUCAUCUACAGUUGAUCUCUGGUGACUGGUGGGUGAAGAAGCUGGGCUUAGUCGGGCAAUCUACCUUCGUCUCCUUCAGCGGGAUCCAAAAAAACGAAUUAAUUAUCGGUUUAACUUCAAAAGACAUCAAAAUUCUGAACACAUAUAACUUCUCACCCGAAAAAUACUGUCUCUUGAAGGCCCACCAUCUCCCUCCGGGCUUCAUCUCUUUCUACAAAAGCUAUUGUCUCACAGCCUCACGAAAAGAGGCGGUCAUAUGGAACAUCAAGACAGGCAAAAAAGUCCACCAACUGCGGUUGGAGACCAAAGAGUCAUCGAUAAAAAAAGCCCUGAUCGCCCCGAACGGAGUAAUCGUGAUUCUCUACGAUAGUGAUAUCCUUCAAUCCUGGCAGUUCGAACUAUUCUCCUCCGAGAAUCGUAUAUCAACAAAUCAGUAUGGAGUCCGCAACGCCAAAGAUUUUAUUUUCACGGACAACGGUAGAGCCAUAAUAAUUUGCGGUGCCAACCGCAAACUUCUGAUUUACAAUACAAAAUCAUGGAAUGUAAUUUGUAAAUUGGAGUUACCAGACGGAACUUCAGGAGUGAAGAGAGUGUUUAACUUCCCUCAGAUAGUGGACUAUACCAGUAAGAUGGUGGCCAUCUUGUUUGAAGAUGGCUGCUUGCGAUUCUUCGAUCUAUCGAAGAAAUGCUUCGUAUCGAUGCCCGAGAGGCCUUUGAUGGGUGUUAGGAAGGCUGUCGUCUCUCCAGGGGGUCAAUGGCUGGCAACCAUUACCUUCGAUGGCUCCUUAAUCCUAUCCUCCGUUGAUAAUCUCCUAACACCCUCCCCAAAGCCCCCUAAGACUUCAACAUCGGGUGAAAUUCAGUCACACGACGUUCACGACCACCUACAAUGCGUAAGAAGUGAUGUCCAGAUGGAAUUGACCUUGCCUCGACUCAUACCAAUUCUCAAGGAGUUCGGGGAGUACCCGGAGCGUCAUAGGGCCCUCAUCUGGAAGACUCUCCUCAGGCUGCCUGACAAUAGGCUUGAGUAUCUCAGAUUGUCCGAGAAGAUUCUCAAUGAGACAGACGUCGAGAUGCUGAAGAAGUGGAAUCUCGCGGACACGAACAAGCACAUGAUACUCUCGGUGACAGUUGAAAGACUAAUUCAAUUCUGUCCUCUUCUGGGGCAGGUCUCUUUCUUACCGGAGCUGGUGUUCCCUUUUGUCGUGACCUUCCGGAGGGAUCCUAUUGCCGGGUUUGAGACGAUACUCAUGAUAUUAUGGAACUUCUGUCAGAAGUGGUUUGAGUACCAUCCUCUGCCACCUCUCAACGUUCUGGGAAUCAUUGAGAAUAUCCUCGGAGAAGUUGACCCUCAGUUGUUGGAAUUCUUCUAUCAACGGGGCGUUACAUCUACUGACUAUGCUUGGCCCCUGCUGAAGACGACUUUCAGCGAGGUAUUGACGGGGAGUGAGUGGAUGUCCCUAUGGGAUCAUCUACUAACCAUUGGACGACCGUCCAUGCUGAUAUUCUGUGUUGUGGCGUAUAAUGUAUGUAAUAGGGAAGCCAUUAAGGAAAUUUUAGAGACGAAGAACGACUUCCCGAUAUUCAUCGAAAACCAAGGGUCUCUUUCGGCGCAGAAGAUCUUAAAAAUGGCGGAGAGGCUCGACAAUGAGGUCUCGGAACAGAAUCACCCCAGGGUGUAUUUGAGAGAGAAUUGGAAAUUUUUGCCUAGCAGUGGUCCCUAUCCACCAUUUCCCCUCAAAGAAUAUCCCAACUUCUUGAUUGGAAACUUGGGAAGUGCUAAACAAAUGUUGGACAUGAAGCAGGACGCAUUAAUGAUGAAGCAAGAGAGACAAAAAAUGACGGAAAUUUUGGAGGCAAAAAAAUUGAAGGAAGAGAGCGAAAAUUUUCUAAGAGACAUCAACCAGAGGAGAACUCAAGAGCUAGAAAAGUGUUUUCAAGAACAGCUAAGGGUAACAACGAUGAAUUUGACUGCUGAACGUGCAAAAUUAGCAACAUUAUCCAAUAAAACUCGUCUGCGUAGAAGGAGGAAUGCGACUUUAAAAGCUCAUGGUAGAAACAGUGAAGUUGUUCAUACGGCACCCGAAGGAAACAGCAAUCAUUAUGAGAAGUUGAUGGAAGAGGUGAUAACUCUUUACGACGAGAUCAACGUUUUCCUCCAAAGCCUGAGGACCUCAGGAUGAAAAACCCAAUCCGAAAAUGCAUUCCAAGUAUUUUGUUGUAAAUAUCUAAUGCUCAAUAUAAAGUCUAUAUUUUUUAAUAUUUUCAGCGUAUUUUUUUUUAUAAGAAUAUAUUUUUUAUUGCGUAUAAAGACUGGAAAGGAAUGCCUAGGAAAUGGAAAUAAAAACAAACGCCACAAAUGUAUUUCAUUGUAAAUAUUUGAUUUAAAAUAUAAAUGCUAUUUUUUGUAAAUAUUGUCAGUAUAAUUUUUGAAUAUAAGAAAAUAUUUUCUGGUGUUGAUAUAUGCUAGAGAGGAAUGACUGUAGUAAAUGGAAUUAUAAAUUGGAAAUUGAUAUUUACUGAAAA
Molecule: messenger RNA, 2689 nt
Organism: Diachasmimorpha longicaudata
Lineage: Eukaryota; Metazoa; Arthropoda; Insecta; Hymenoptera; Braconidae
Product: TBC1 domain family member 31
Exons: 3
Coding region: 1-2346 (781 amino acids)
Cellular component (GO): centrosome
Molecular function (GO): protein binding
Source: RefSeq, a predicted model, not a curated record